GGCGCCAGUGAGUCGAUGAGUUGAGUGUUGAGUGGGCCGCAGAAGAAGACGCGCUGCCGCUGGAGUUUACUAGUUGAAUGACAGCGGCGGCGUGAACUUUGCGGAGAUUACGCUUUGGGAGCGGCUCGCUUUAUUUCAGUGCAGCGUUUUUUACUUUUGAUUUCUUCCCUUCGCUUUUGGAAAAAUGAGGGACCGGACCAAAGAAUUAGGAAAUACCGCAGAGGCUUCGGAUGACGACGAGGAGGGCAAAGCGCUGAUCAGAUCUGGAGGCUCAGAGAAGGAAAAUGAAACCUUUUUCAGAAAGACCCAAGAAAUUCACCAGGGGCUCCAGCAGCUCAAAAGGAUGGUGUCUGACCUCGAGAACAAACAGAAAACUGUGCUGGGCGAGGCGCUACCGAAGGAAGAUAUGAAGAAAGAGCUCCAAACUCUUCGAGACGAGAUCAAAACGCUGGCUGGUCAAAUCCAGAGAAAGCUGAAGAGUAUUGAGCCCAAGAAGGGAGAGGAUGAUGGGAAAUACAUACCCAUAAAUACUCGAAUGCAGCGCACACAGCACACUAUCUUGUCCAAGGAGUUUGUGGAGCUCAUGGGCCACUGUAACACCAUCCAGGCUCAGUACAGGGACAGAAACGUGGAAAGAAUACAGAGGCAGCUGAAAAUCACUGGCAGCAACGUGACAGAUGAGCAGCUGGAUGCGAUGCUCGAGAGCGGGCAGACGGAUGUUUUCACCCAAAAUAUCCUGAGUGAUACUAAAGCUACGAGGCAGGCUCUGAAUGAGAUCGAGUCCCGGCACGAUGAGAUCCUGAAGCUGGAGAGCAGCAUCAGAGAGCUGCACGACAUGUUCCAGUACCUCGCCAUGGAGGUGGAGGCUCAGGGCGAGAUGGUGGACAGGAUUGAGAACAAUAUCAACAAGUCUUCAGACUACGUGGAGAAAGCAAAGGGCGAACUGGAGAAAGCGGUCACGUAUCAGCAUAGAUCACGCAAGAAAAAACUCUGGAUUGCAAUCUGUUUGGCCAUCCUUCUCCUCAUCAUCAUCAUCGCCUUGGUCACCACCUUCUCAUCCUAGCAACACCCUGUGGUGCAAGUUAGCAGAAGCACAUUAUGGAUACCCCCAAAUCCACACAUUCAUGCGUAUACAUCAGCUCACAGGAUGUACAGCUGAGCGGAGUCAGUGGAUUUCAGUUUGUUUUUUUUUAUUCCUCUAACCCUCCUGUCCGCCUAACGGUCCUGCUCUCCACUUUUUCUGUUGUAUGGAAGAGAUGUGCUCUCUCGUUUAAUCUCACAAUCUGUGCUGCACGCUCGAUGCCGGCGCCGCACGUUUUGUCAGUUUCUGUUCUGCAAAAACAAACAGCGGGACUCACUGUGGACUGUUACACCAGUCGAUCCUUCCCCUCCUGUGUUAAAAAAAAAAUAAAAAAAUAGAAAAAAAGAGGAAUUAAGUGACCUUGAGUGGGGCACAGAGCAGUAUUGAUCAAACACUGGCACUCGUCAUACUGUACUCAGGAAAACUGUGUUGUAACGUUGAUGCUUCUGGAUGAAUUGGAGACCUAAAGAACAAUUUUAUAAUGUAGGCCUUUUAUAGUCGGAUACAGGAAAUAGACUAAUAUAAUUGUACAUAACCGAUGUUGCUGGUGAUAAAAAAUUUAUGCAGAUGAUUUUUAAAACUUCAAAGUUUUUUUUUCAUACUGCGUACAUGUAACAAGUGUA
Pundamilia nyererei is the source of this 1704-nucleotide messenger RNA. RefSeq names its product syntaxin 4 (gene stx4). The record is from RefSeq and is a predicted model, not a curated record. Gene Ontology annotation, cellular component: endomembrane system; SNARE complex; plasma membrane. Gene Ontology annotation, molecular function: SNARE binding; SNAP receptor activity. Gene Ontology annotation, biological process: exocytosis; vesicle fusion; intracellular protein transport. The transcript is spliced from 10 exons. Bases 185 to 1063 code for a protein of 292 amino acids. NCBI's taxonomy places the organism in Eukaryota, Metazoa, Chordata, Actinopteri, Cichliformes, Cichlidae.